Molecule: messenger RNA, 616 nt
Organism: Pyricularia oryzae 70-15
Lineage: Eukaryota; Fungi; Ascomycota; Sordariomycetes; Magnaporthales; Pyriculariaceae
Exons: 7
Coding region: 121-435 (104 amino acids)
Source: RefSeq, a predicted model, not a curated record
UGUCUCUCACUUUAUAAGGACCUCACCCCAUCACUUUCAGAUCAAAAGACUUCUCUCUUCUACAAUUCAAUCCUUCCAAACUUCAAUCAACUUUCUCGCCAAAACACAAAACUACUCAAAAUGUCUUUCCAGGGCUCCGCUGAAAACAUCAGGGUCGAGGGCUCCACCCUCUACGCCAUGCUUCGCAACGGAGAUGGUGACAUGUGCGACUGCAGCUGUGACCUGAACGACUACAUUGGCAACAACGAGGGUCGCUUCGAGUGGGGUGGAUCCAACUUCGCCGAGAGCGCUGAGGACAUCAGCUUCAACAUGGAGGGCGAUGGCCAGCCUAUCCUCCGUGCUCGCCUUCGCGACUCCGAGGGCAACGUUCACGAUGCCGAUAUCAACCUCGCCGAGAGGAUCGGCAACGAGAACGGCAGCUUCCACUGGCAGUAAACGGAACGACUUCAACGAACGCCUCGAGACGAGACAUGAGAGAUGGGCAUUGUGAGGAUGGACUGGAUGAUGAAUCUUCGAAGUGACGUCGAUAGCAUGCCUACAAUACGAAGUCAAUGAAACACAAAAACAGGAAUACUUGAACAUAGCAGUUGCGUGAAAUGUGUGCGCUCGAUUACCA